AUGUCGGCGGAGCUCAACCUAAAUCCGUUUCUGCUCGCCGCAAACACCCCCGAGACAGACCCCCGCCUUUUGCCCUUACUUCGCUCCAGACCGGAGUUGGCAUCGGCACAAGACGAACAUGGUUAUUCGCUUUUGCAUGCUGCAGCCUCCUACAAUCAUGUGGAUCUCUUACGAACACUGGUCAACGAGUUCAACGUGGACGUGAACUUGAAAGACGAGGAUGGUGAAACAUGCUUGUUCGUGGCUGAGACGGUGGAAGUUGCGAAGUGUCUAGUGGAGGAAUUACACGUUGACAUACGAGUACAAAAUGACGAAGAUAUGACUGCGCUCGAGAAGUUCGAGUCAGAACAGGAAUUUCCAGAAGUCGCAGAAUACCUCCGCAGCCUGCUCUCACAAGAUCCUGCUGCGGGAACCGCUUCUAUCCGUCCUGGGCCGGUUCCAGAUGGAGCUCAACCCCCUCCACGCCUGCCGCCCAAUGUAUCCAUCAAUAUCGGCACCGAGACUGAUGCGACGCCCGGAACACUUGAGCAAGAACCCGAUCCCGAAUUCAGGAGAAGAAUAGAAGAGCUGGCAGCCAAGGAGAAUUUUCACACGGCAGAAGGUCAGAGAGAACUGCGCGAGUUGAUUACAGAUGCAGUAAGAGACGUCGGCAACGAAGGCCGGGAUGUUAGGAGACGUGUCGAAUAA
Messenger RNA from Fonsecaea multimorphosa CBS 102226, 687 nucleotides. RefSeq lists its product as uncharacterized. Lineage: Eukaryota; Fungi; Ascomycota; Eurotiomycetes; Chaetothyriales; Herpotrichiellaceae. The record is from RefSeq and is a predicted model, not a curated record. Bases 1 to 687 code for a protein of 228 amino acids. The transcript has a single exon. Gene Ontology annotation, molecular function: protein binding.